AUGGAAAAUAAAAAGAAAGAGGUGAGGGACGGUGAAGACGAUGAGGUCGAAGAAGAGAUGAAGAUGGAGAAGUUUUACUCGCUGUUGAGAAGCUUCCGAGACGCACGUGAUCGACGGCGAAGGGAGUUGCUGGAGUCGGACAAUAACGAGAGAAACAGGAAAAAGAUGAAGGGGGACACGACAACCAACGCCAAAGCCGAGGUUUCUUUCGAGUGGCAGGACUUUACCACCGAGACUCACUUCAGACAGCCCCCUUUGGUUUUCCCGAAUCCGAUUCCGUGUGACGCAAUCAAAGACAACAAGGGUAGUAAGAAGAAGAAGGAACAACAACACGAUCUUGCUCUCGACCUCAAACUCACUCUCUAA
This is a messenger RNA of Abrus precatorius (Indian licorice), 366 nucleotides long. RefSeq names its product protein NIM1-INTERACTING 1-like. Gene Ontology annotation, biological process: regulation of systemic acquired resistance. The transcript has a single exon. The record is from RefSeq and is a predicted model, not a curated record. Bases 1 to 366 code for a protein of 121 amino acids. Lineage: Eukaryota; Viridiplantae; Streptophyta; Magnoliopsida; Fabales; Fabaceae.